This is a messenger RNA of Trichosurus vulpecula (common brushtail), 1416 nucleotides long. It is a transcript of the gene TMPRSS11E, whose product is annotated as transmembrane serine protease 11E. Gene Ontology annotation, cellular component: plasma membrane. Gene Ontology annotation, molecular function: serine-type endopeptidase activity. The coding region runs from base 1 to 1416 and encodes 471 amino acids. Gene Ontology annotation, biological process: proteolysis. The record is from RefSeq and is a predicted model, not a curated record. NCBI's taxonomy places the organism in Eukaryota, Metazoa, Chordata, Mammalia, Diprotodontia, Phalangeridae. The transcript has 10 exons.
AUGAAUUCACAAGUCAAUGUGAUAGAUAUUUUGGAGGGAGUGAGUGAGAAGGAAUUGAAUGCAGUUUUCAAGAUUCAUGAAGUAAUAGUGCCAACAGGAAGUUAUGCAAGAAAAAAUCUUCAAGGUUUCAGUGGCAAGAUAGAAGACAAUAGACCUGUUCUUGUACCUGUUAGAAAAAGAAGCUGUUUAGAGCCAUGGGUUAUUGGCUUAAUCACUUUUAUAUCCCUGAUUGUUCUGGCAGUGUGCAUUGGACUUAUUGUUCACUAUGCGAGAUAUAAUACUCGGAAGACCUACAAUUAUUAUAGCACCUUGUCAUUCACCAGUGACAAAUACUACUAUGAGUUUGAUAAAGAAGCUACCACAAAUUUCACGGAAAUGAGUCAGAGGAUAGAAACAAUGGUUAAAAAUGCGUUUUAUCAAUCCAGCCUAAGGAGACAAUUCAUCAAGUCCCAGGUUAUUAAGUUCAGUCCUCAGGAUCCUGGAGUGGUGGCCCAUAUGCUGAUGGUUUUUAGAUUCCCUUCUACACAGAGUUCUGAAUCCAUUAAAAAAACAAUUCAACGUGUGCUGCAUGAGAAACUCCAACAUGCAACUGGGCCCCCCAAAGUAGACCCUUCGUCAGUUGUGCUCACAAAUAUCAACAAGACAGAAACGGACAACUAUUUGAACAACUGCUGUGGGACACGGACGACUGCAAGCUUUGGCACAAGUGACAGGAUAGUUGGGGGACAAGAAGUAGUGCAAGAAGGUGAAUGGCCCUGGCAGGCCAGUUUGCAGUGGAAUGGGGCUCAUCGUUGUGGGGCAACCUUGAUCAAUGACACGUGGCUUGUCAGUGCUGCUCAUUGCUUCAGAAAUUACAAGGACCCAUCCCAAUGGACUGCUUCUUUCGGUGUGACAGUAAACCCCGCCAAAGAGAAGCGAGGCUUCAAGAGAAUUAUUGUUCACGAAAACUACAAAUAUCCAUCUCAUGACUACGACAUUGCUGUCAUAGAGCUUUCCAGGCCUGUAGGUAACACGAACGCUGUGCAUCGAGUGUGCCUCCCAGAUGCAACCCGUCAGAUCAGUCCAGGUUCUACUGCAUAUGUCACAGGAUUUGGAGCACUGAGAAAUGAUGGUACUAGUGUAAACCGUCUCCAGCAAGUACAAGUGAGUAUCAUCGACACUAAAACAUGCAAUGAGCCACAAGUCUACAAUAAUGCUAUUACCCCUGGAAUGAUAUGUGCUGGCUAUUUGGAAGGAGGAAAAGAUGCUUGCCAGGGUGACUCUGGUGGACCUAUGGUCAGUUCAAAUUCUAGAGGCAUCUGGUAUCUUUAUGGCAUAGUGAGCUGGGGUGAUGAAUGUGCAGAACCAAAUAAGCCAGGUGUCUAUACUCGAGUGACUGCUUUUCGUAAUUGGAUUGAAGCCAAAACUGGCAUCUGA